Messenger RNA from Chara braunii, 2375 nucleotides. NCBI's taxonomy places the organism in Eukaryota, Viridiplantae, Streptophyta, Charophyceae, Charales, Characeae. The record is from the annotation of a GenBank genome assembly.
UAAGAGGACUUGUUCAGCAUAGCCUAGCUUAGCAGGCAGCGCCCCGCAGGAUAGACACCGGCAUCGUCGAUGAGUAAAGACCCCGUCAGUCAUGAGAUGAUUCUCUCAGACAAUCCAUUCGAAAGCGCAGGAGAUGCCGGAGGGACAGGUAUCAAGCCAGUGGAUAAGAAGGCCUCCGAAAAAAAAGGACCAGCCGCCCUGAAAUGGGAAUCCUUUACACCAUUCUGGAAUAAAGGAGGGAUGGCAGGGGCUUCUUCUACUUCGUUCGCAGCGCCCAAUCUGAAGAUAGGGGCGCUGAACAAUGUGCAGAUGAAAGAAACAAAUCAGAGGCCAAUUUUUAAACAGCGGAACCCUGUCCCGCAGAAGGGGGUUAAUGCCCCACAAGAGGUAGCACGAUUGAACAACGAGGCUUUGGGGGGCAACACCCCAUUCGCCUUUAGAGCAGGCAGGAACACAACCGAGAACAACGUGAGCCAAGGGAUUGGAGGAGGGGGGAAAAGUGACCCUAGAGGGGAUGGUAAGGGAAGUGGAGGGAUGGGAGCGGAAGGAGGGGCGGGGCGAGGAGGGGCGGGAAGAGGAGGAGAGAGAGGGAGAGGGGAAGGGAAAUGGGAAGGAAAUAGGCUCGCUGGUGCCCAACAGUAUGGGGCUAAGGAAGGUAGGUCACAGUCACAGAGGAUUAAUUGGUGGCCAGAUGAGGAAGAUUCGGAGGAGGAAGUGGACACUGAAGGGAAGGCAACAAUGGCUGAGGAGACAGCCACAGACGUAGACACAGCAAAACAAUUUUUUGAAAAAUGCUACGAUUGGCUGCAAAUCCCUGACACUUCCAAGCUGGCAAAGUUCACGAUGAAGGAAAAAACAGUGACAAUUUCCCUGGACCCCAAAGUAGAGGAGGCACAUGAGGAAUGGCUACGGGAUAAUGUGGUGGUUAUUUUCUUCCAGGGCUCCUUUAGAUCGGUUUCAGCCGAGAGGAAGGAGGAGUGCGUCAGGAUCUUGGAGUACACGCUGCUCCCAGUAACCAUGCACCAGAAAGAACGGGGCAGGGUGCACCAGGAAGGGAGAAACGUCAUGUCGUACCUCCCGAGGGACAAAAAGACAGUUGAGUUUCUGUUGAAACUUGGAGCUCACAAGAUAAAGGUAGGAUCCCAGAUGUACAAGAUGUCCUUCAAAAAAUGGAUGUCUCAGAAACAGAUAGAGGAGUCAAGAGUUGAGGAUGAGGUUAGUAAGAUUUGGAUUAUGGCACUCAGGGUCCCAUACAAAGCUGUGUCGUACAUGAAAUCCGCUCUGGCCUUUGCCAUUGGAAAAAUCUCAAAGCAAUACCCUCCAGAGCGCUACGAAGAUGCGCCAAAACUCAAUAAUUUAAAAUUCGAUAUUCCACGAGAGUUGAAAGAAAGGGUUCCGGAUGGCUUGGAAUGGCCACAGGCAGACGGAACGGCCAUUAGCAUUAGGAUAGUCACCCAAUUCACAGAUUACUGCCACUUCUGCAAAGACUACGCAGGGCACCCGGCUGCCGCGUGCCCACAAAGCAUAGCAAUCAACACGGUGGAACAAAGGCAACAAGGGGGAGCAGGGUCUGCACAGGGCCAGCGAAACCUCGUUGGGCCCUUUUUGUCUCAGACGGUUGUUCAGGAUAACCGAGGUCUCAUAGCUGGGGCACUGAGGAACCAGUGGACUUAUGGGCCACUCCCCGCAGUGGACAGGACAGUUUCGGUCCUAGUGAGCGCUAACAAUAUCCCAGCUUCGUUCAACAUCGGCACAUCUAGCCAGGCUAACAAGUCCUCUGUAGCAUCGGGUAGUAAGUCAAGGACCGCCGCUUGGAGACAGGUGGGUCAGAAAGCAGUGCAAAAAGAGUCAAAAGAGCACGAAACAACAGUGGAAAGUUUUGCACCUGCUUUGAACGCUGCAGAAAAGGAAGUAGUUGAGAAAGUUUCGGUUUUAAAAAUCUCUGAGAAGUCAGGAGGGGAGGGAAAGAAGGCACAGAGGGAGGAACCUGCAAUAGAGAUUGCAGGAGUUGAGGAGCGUAUGGGCACUCAAGGGAACAAAGGAGCGCCUGCUCAUGCCAUGAUUCAAAAGGAACACAACACUUUGUGAGUGAGAGUGGUAGUAAGCAGGCCGUAGCCUGCGGUGCAUGCGUUGGUAAUGAGGCAAAGGAAGCCUAAAAAACCCAGGGACCAGAAAGUCUCGAAGAACUCAAGGAGGAUGAGGGAGAGGACUCACUCUCAGAAGCUUCCUACCACUCGUACGACUCAUCCGGGUCAUUGGAGGACGACACAAUACCGAAAGAAAAGAGAGGGAGGAGGGAAGAAGGGGAGGAGAUUAGAGGAGGGAAGGCAGGCAGCAAUAAAGGACAAAAACAGAAACAAAAGCAGACCAAGAUA